Colletotrichum orchidophilum is the source of this 1713-nucleotide messenger RNA. RefSeq lists its product as uncharacterized. NCBI's taxonomy places the organism in Eukaryota, Fungi, Ascomycota, Sordariomycetes, Glomerellales, Glomerellaceae. The record is from RefSeq and is a predicted model, not a curated record. Gene Ontology annotation, molecular function: nucleotide binding. Bases 1 to 1713 code for a protein of 570 amino acids. The transcript is spliced from 2 exons.
AUGACGACCGCCAAUUCAAUCGAGAUUGCCGCACCCGCGCCUUCCCUGGAGAAGUUCCUCCUAGUCGGUGCUGGUGCUCACGCCAAGAGGACGUAUAUCCCCCAUCUCAAGACUCUCCGCGAAGAAGGCAGGGCCUAUCUCAAAGUCGUCGUCGAUAUCGAGCGAUGCAAGGACAGAGUGGAAGACCUCCUGUUCAACAAGGAGAUGGCUCCGGAUGCAGAGCUAGUUCUGGUUCCAGCCUUCGAUGGAGCCAUGCCUGCCGAUAUCGCCGAGCGCCUGGACGAAGUUGUUGCACGAACUGGAGUUACCUGCGCCGUCAUCAGCACCGAGCCGCUUGCCCAUAAGUCAUAUGGCCUUUGGGCUAUUUCUGCAGGGCUGAACGUCAUCAUGGACAAGCCUAUCUCGACCAGAAAUGGAGCAGUUACCGAUUUUGACGCCGCCUUCGGGAUCGCCGAGGACUAUCAGGAUCUUGCCGAUGCCUACGAGGAGCUCCGAAAGCGCCAGGAGGCUCAAGGACAGAAGCCAACAUUUUUCCAGAUGAACAGCCAUCGUCGGUACCAUCCCGGAUUCUACUGCACCUUCGACAUGAUCAAAGAGAUCCAGGAGAAGACUAGAUGCCCGGUUACGAACAUCAUUUCAACACAUUGCGAUGGAAAAUGGCGCAUGCCAUCAGAGAUUGUGGACGAGCCUUACCACCCCUACCGUACCGGCUACGGCAAGGUGUCUCACAGCGGCUACCACUUCUUCGAUAUGAUCUACAACUUCAUGCGAGCCGGCUGGGGGGACAAUAAGAGGCCCGAUAAGAUGGAGAUUUCGAGUAGCUUUGUUCUCCCUGCCGGUUUUGUCACCACCCUUAACGAAGACGACUACGACCACAUCUUUGGAAAGGAAGAGUACGCCAAGUGGAAGAAGUACAGCGACGAGGAGCUGAUGAAGCUCAUGGUAGACAUGGGAGAGAUCGACGCUUCUAUCCAAGUCACCUUCUCCCGUGGAGGUCACGCCAUCGCCAUCGCCCAGAUCAACCUCUUGCACAACGGCUUCUCUCGCCGCAGCUGGCUGCGGCCUGGCGCUGACCUGUACAAGGGCAACGGAAGAGUCAAGCAUGAGGCGCACGAGAUCCGCAGUGGCCCGCUGCAGACCAUCGUCAUCGACUCCCGACAGGCCAACGACAAGCACGACCGUUCCAAGCCCAGCACCGGCGAGAUCGGCACCGACAACCAUUUCGAGGUCCACGUGUUCCGCAACCACGACAUUACCGGAGACGAAGCUCCUCUGAAGACCUUCACUGUGGCCGAUCUCGACCGCCGCUACAACACCGCUAUGCCCGGCAUUUACUCGGAGAACGUCAAGCGUGGAAUUCUGUGGGAGGCAGUAGACUUCCUUCACGGCAAAAAGACUCUGCCCGAGCUCACCUCCAACCUAGCGGAUCACGCCAUCCCCGCCUACAUCAUGAGCGCCGCUUAUAUCUCUCACAUCAGGAGGUCCCGCGGUCUUGAUUCGACCGUCCCAAUCGAGCUCACUUAUGGAGCUGAUGGUUUGGCCAAGGCUCAUAUUGCCGAAGCUCUGUACCGACCUUUUGGGUCUACUGCAAGUGACGCCAGUAGCGCUACCGACGUGGAUCUGGCGACUCCCCUCGACGAGCCCCUCGUCAACUCCGACAUCAAGGCUAAGAUCGGUCUGGCAGAGCCUUUGGCGUCUUUGAAUGCAAUUUGA